AUCUACGAUUUUGGAAUUUUGUGCUUGUCAUUUGUGGAUUCGAUAUUUGUCCUUAUAGUUUGUACAUCGUCUUCAUAUAUUGUGUUUUGUACUUCUUUUUUGCUAUAACUCGUUCAUUUUUAAUCACAUAGAUAAGAAAAAUUAGCAGAAAUGCCGGCUGGAGGUGCUUUAUUUGGUAGUUCAACUACAGGACCUGGCUCAACUGGGGGUAAUAAGCAUUUGGUUGAAAUGCGUGCAGGAAAAAUGAAUCUAAAAGGUCGUAUGGUCUACCCUGACAAACGAAAGGGUCUUUUAUAUGUUUAUCAAAGUGAAGAUUCACUCAUGCAUUUCUGUUGGCAAGAUCGUACUACAGGUAUUGUAGAAGAUGAUUUGAUAAUUUUUCCUGAUGAUUGUGAAUACAUCAAGGUUCCUCAGUGUACUACCGGAAGAGCUUAUCUUCUCAAAUUUAAAUCUUCAAAUAAAAAAUUUUUCUUUUGGCUACAGGAACCUCGAACUGACAAAGAUGAUGAUAACUGCAAGAGAAUUAAUGAACUGCUAAACAAUCCUUCUAGUGCAGUUCAGUCUUCUGGAAAUCCAGAUCAGGAUUUGCAGUCGUUGUUGAAUAACAUGUCACAAUCUCAACUCAUGCAACUGUUUGGUGGUGCUGGUCAGAUGGGAGGUCUAUCCAGUCUCCUUGGUACGAUUAGAAGUCCCAAUAGUGGCAGUGCUCGAACAAAUCCUACGCCUGCUUUAACACACCGUACAGUUCCCAGCACACCUACGACUAAUACGUCAACUAAUCAAACUACCCCUUCUGCGGGACAAACAACCCCCCAAAAUACUUCGAUCCCAACCGUUACUCCUGAUGCUCCCAGUAGACCCCGAACAACGACUCGACCAGCAGAAACCACUCCUACUACUGGAAGUACCAAUCCAAUCCAGCUCUCGGACUUACAGAAUUUCUUACAAGGCAUUGGUCCCGUUCCUCCAGAAGAAGGCCAGCGCCAGUCAGUUGAUUUAUCUACUGCUUUAACAAGUGAUGCUCUAUCAGGUGUUUUGAGUAACCCAGAAACUCUUCAACAACUCCAGAACCACUUGCCAGCUGUAGAUGGCAGCACACAAGAAGCGCUGAGAUCAACAUUGGCAUCACCUCAAUUUCAACAGGCUGUUUCCCAAUUUUCAAGCGCUUUGGAAUCAGGCCAGUUGGGACCGGUCGUCUCACAAUUAGCCGUUAACUCAGAAGCAGUUGCAGCUGCGUCUCAAGGAAAUAUGCAAGGCUUUGUUAAAGCUCUGGAAAAGGGCAACUCUGCCGAAGGAAGCAGCUCAUCGGAGAAAAGUGACAAAGAUAAAAAGAAGGAUAAGAAAGACGACAAAGACGAUGAUGAACAAAUGCAACUCGAUUAGGUGUAUUCUAAUUAUGCUGUCUUGCUUUUAUAUACUAUUAUGUACUAAUAAACUGCAAAUCUUUGUUUUAUAAUCAUUAAUAUCCUUAUAUACUGGAAGAUUGGAAUUGUAUCAAUAUAGUAGCGUGAUUAUUUCAUUACUACUUUUAUGUAGUUAUCAAACUUAAAUUAGUUAAUAUAUUAUUCAUACAUUUAGCAAUAAAUAGUAUUUUUCUGUAACAUAUUUAAAAUGUAGUCGUUAUAUUUAGUGGAAAAUCCAUGUACCUAAAUCAUUUGUUCUAAAACAUUUUCAUUAAAAUAAAAAUUGUGUCGGA
Messenger RNA from Anoplophora glabripennis (Asian longhorned beetle), 1696 nucleotides. It is a transcript of the gene Rpn13, whose product is annotated as proteasomal ubiquitin receptor ADRM1 homolog. Bases 151 to 1383 code for a protein of 410 amino acids. Gene Ontology annotation, biological process: ubiquitin-dependent protein catabolic process. The transcript has 8 exons. NCBI's taxonomy places the organism in Eukaryota, Metazoa, Arthropoda, Insecta, Coleoptera, Cerambycidae. The record is from RefSeq and is a predicted model, not a curated record. Gene Ontology annotation, molecular function: ubiquitin binding; proteasome binding; endopeptidase activator activity. Gene Ontology annotation, cellular component: cytoplasm; proteasome regulatory particle, lid subcomplex; nucleus.